UUGUUUCCCAAAAGCCAUUUUGUGAAAGUGCGCUGAUUUCAGACAAAUGUAAUUUCUUGUGACAGAAAAAGUCACUAUUGAGACAAUUGUUGUAUGAAGCCGGGAUUUGAGGAACUUUGAGGAUGCUGUGGCGUUGUGUCUGUGGAGUCCUGCCAUGGAGCUCGUGCCUGGUCAAUGUUUGCAUGUGCUCUAUUCAUCAAGGAUGAUGUUAAUCAGCCCCCAUAAAUUAUUCACGUCUUUAGCUGCUACUCCAGGGCUCUUUUACGCCUCAUUGAGCAUUUUGCAUUGUCCCUUUGGAGUGAUCUUGGCUGAGCGCCCACUUCUGUGGAGAACUGCCAUCAUCUCCAUUUAUAGACAAUAUGUCUAAGUGUGGACUGAUGGAUAUCUAAACUGUCUGAGAUUACCCUGUACCCUUUAAAAGCCACGUGCAUAUUAACAAUGUUUGAUGUCAGGCAGGGCUGACAUGGCUCAUAGAAUGGGAAUCUUGAGUCUCCAACACUUAAACAGACCGUUGAAGUAACGCUUCCUCCUUCUCUUAAAUUGCUCAUUAAUCUGUUGUCUCUGUCCACCACUCCACUACUCUCCUACUUUCUCUUCUUCACAUCGUGAGAAUGGUUCUGUUUUCCAGCCAGGUGUCUUUGCCGGACUGACAGCAAUUUGACUUUAUAGGAAACACGCUAUGAUGUUCUCUGGGGACAUUAGGUUGGACAGGAAUGUUGCAACAUGACAGCCCAGCAGAGACUUGGCUCCAGGGGGCAGCCCGGGCUGCAUGCACCUCCAUGUAGCAUGCUGCGCCAAAGACAUGUCCGUCAUGCCACCUGUCCUGUUUUGUUGCUGAUAACACAUCUCUGGAACAUUUAACUUCCCUCAAUCCAAUGGUAGAACCGAGCAGCCAGAGGGACGAGACAAUUAUGGUGCAGAAUGAAGCAAGUCGAACAAUGUUUACUCUGGCUUUUCCUCACAGUUACCCAAACAUCCUCAAAUUUGUUCACAGUUGGCCAAGUAUGCUUAUCACAAUCCAUUGGCCUACAUAGAGGGAUUUUAUAUUAGGCAGAGGAUUUUGGUCAGAAGAGGACAGAUGGAACAAAUCAUUCCUGGCACUCACACUCUAGAAGUUAGAAGUCAUCUGGCCAUCCUUCAAGGAAACUGGAACAAUAAGGAGCCCGCGCUGUCUCCAACCAUGAGAGAAUGAGUCACUGAGAGAAGAGCUGGGAACGAAGAAAGGACUAGAGGGGAGGGGAUGCUAAAAUCAAAAGCAAGGGAGUGAGAACAAAAACGAACUUGAAACACGCAGGCUAUUAUGGGGGAGCACACGGGCCCAUCCCAAACCUUAGACAUCCGAUCUCCCGUGGGCAGAGACAACGGAGCAGGUGGAGCACGAGGGGCUGACGAGUAAACGAGCCAGUGUGAUGGGCCAGAAAGGAUGGGCAGGCUCCGCUCCCUUCCCACAGGCUUACUCGCUGGUAAUUUACCCGGCCACGGCAAGCGCUCGUCUUCCUCCAUGAAUGAGGGCUGGGAAUAGGAUGUGCACAACUACAGAAGCCGUGGGACAGUACGGACACUACUCUCACGUUGAUUUUAAAGAAUAUUUGAUGCUGCAUAUAUUUAUUUUUGUAUGAGUGCGAGACUAUAGCCACAUGAGCUUCUUUACAUUUAUCACAGUGACUGCUGUUCAGUUUUUACUUGCUGUGCUCAACGCUACUACACCUUGAACUGUGAACAUGAUAAUCCAUCAUUUCUUGAGGACAAUCUUAGUUGCAAAGAACACGAUUGGUGAAUUAAUCUGAGGUAACAGGAGCAGCUCACAGCUAUUAUUUAGCUCUGCCUGCUCACUGAUGAAACUGGAACUCAGUCGUCCAGUUGUACAGAUGUCUCGGUGUCAUAAUUAAUAUAGUAUUGGAGAGAUCGACACACUGACACAGCUACGACUGCCUGCGGAGUCUGUGGAUGUCGGGGGAGCAAGAGAAAUGGUGAGCAAAGAGCCCAACCACUUGCUCACCAGCCAAACCAACGGCAAGGGCACUUUGGCGGACAAGUUGCCCGGGACGGUGACCGUGCGCUCCGUGCUGCUCAACCGCGACUCCCCGGACAUCGAGAGCCGCCUCAAGCGGCGCCGCAGCCGCACCCACCAGGUCCGCUUCAAAGACCUGGAAGAUGGCAGCAGCAGCAGCGGCAACAGUGGAACAGGAGAAAACAAUAGCCAUCAGAGGACUGUCAAGGACUGUGGCAGCCCACAUCCUCUUCGUAAACACGGCAGCAGGUCCCCCCAGCCGUGGGCCGACAGGGAGGGGCCGCCCACUGGCAGUCUGCCUGGCCAGACCUCGGUGGUGGGGGCUGUGCGUGGGGACAUGGCAAGCACCAUCGAGGUGGUGGCUGCUUUUUUAGCCCGGGCCCCUCCUCAUCCAUUGACACCUGGUCCCACGCGUAGAUGCUGGGCACCGCCGCAGACGAACUCCUUAACGUUGCCAAUGACACGAAGGCCCAGUACGAGCACCAGCACCGCCAUCCAGACGUCCCCAUGCCUGAAAAAGCCCCAGUCCCUCCCCUCAUCCCACACACGUAGCCACAGCCUCAGGGACUCAGUUGGUGUGGAUGGGGAUGAUGAACACGACUCUCAAGAUGAGUACCUUAUGCACAACCAUGUGUCACUGUCUGGGUCCAAGGAUCAAAAUGGUCCUCCUGCGCCUGGGGAUCACACUGUGGUAGAGCGGAGGUCUAAAGCCUCCAGGACAGAUCUUAAAUCAGCUGUUAGUGUGGUAAAAAACUCAAGGCACAGCUGUCCGCCUUCCGUCCUUCACAACACUGAGCCAUGUCACUGUUCCUCCAUAUCUUGUCGAGAUGGACCCAAGCGUCAGGGAAGCAGCACUCCCUCGGUGGUGAGGAGGAGAAAGCGCCUAAAUAGGACAACAAGUGAUCCUGGGAAGGAAGUGCACUACUGCACCACUCCCACUCAGACAGACAGCCGCAGUCCAUCCCCACCGCCUUCAAACAAUAAACUCUGCACCACUCAAGUUCAAACCGAGAGCCCUCCCUCGCUCCAAAAUUCCAAGUAUUGUAGCGCUCAGAGUCAGACUGAGGGUGAACAUCGGGCUCCGGCUCUGAGCGACAAGCAGUGCGCAGUCGGAAACAAAGUCGCCGACUCGUGUCCAGGCUCGCCUCCAAUCGCCGAACGCAAAAAAGCCGACUCUCCCCGUCACUCGGCUUCGACGACCCCGCCGUGCGCCCUGCAGACACAAGCCCCCAGCCGCUGUGCUUCCCCACCCUCCACGGUUGCGCCCAGUUCAGCGAGAGUUCAGCCCGAGAGUUCUCCGCCCCCCACUGAGACGCAAGAUUCUCCCUCCACCCAAAUGACUUCUGUGCCUUACUGUACUUCUCCCCCACCCACAAGUGCACCAACGCAGAGCCCUGAACGCCGCGCUAAACCACCUUGCACCUCUCCAGUCCCCAGCCCAUCUUUGCCCACAUCCGUGUCAGUUCCUUGCUCCACUUCUGCUCCUACCGUCCAAUACCCAGUGCCCUAUUACACAGUCGUGUCACCGCCAACGCUGAGCACAGCUGUCUUCUCCAGUAGUUCUUCAAUAGCGCCACCAGUCCCCAAUCGAAUCUGCACCUCCCCAAUUUUAAACAUGGUGUUGUCCACUACCUUAACCUGUUCCAGCCCCACUCCCACUAUCAGCCCCAUUGUUGCUACGUCUGACAUCAAACAUCCAAACACCGCAAAUAUAACACACGAACCACCAUGCAAUGCUUCAACCCCCACAGCGCCCGCAUCCGUAACGCCCUGCACAUUUGUAACUCAGACUGCUCUGUCCUGCACCUCCAUAUCAUAUUACACCACAACACAUGCCGUUGGUCCCCAUGCCCCUCAUUCAAAUUCUACUUCGCCUUCUUAUGCCACUCUGAUACAGACUGUAUCUCACUGCAACAUCCCAUGCCAAGCUCUUCAAAGCUCCUCGUCCGCUAACACGGGCAUUGCCCCCUACACCUCACCUGUCCCAAAACUAAAACCUUACACGUCCCCACCUCCCCUUGUGAAAACAUACACGUCCACGUGCCCAAAUUCUCAGCUGUGUGCAACUCCGACUAAGGCGGUUCCUCUGUACUCUUCCACAUUUCGCGCGGCACCGCCGUACACCCCCCCCUCUCAGGCCCCCUACAACGCUCAGGAUAAAAGGGGCAUUCGACUACCACCUCCUCCCCCGCCGCCUCCACCUUACACGCCUCGCAAAAAGGGAAAUGAUCCACCACGUCCCGGAAUCCGAACACCCAUUCUCAGGGCAGACGGCAAGGCCAGUGAGAAAGAUAAAGACAAGGAGAAGGAAAAGCAGGAAGAUAUAAAAUGUACAGACUCACCCAAGCUUUGUGCGAGAGCCAGCUCUCUGAAGCACAGAGCUCAAACUCCCCCAGUUGCUGUGAUGAAGGGGGAGAAGCAGUCGUCUCCUUCCUCUCCUGCCAAGGCCUGUUUUAAACCCAGCUGUCUCAGCUCAGCCCAGGCUCAGCUUGGGGCACUACACAAAAUGCUCUGCUCGGGAGCCAGCGCCAGGCCCGGCACGCCCAACAGCCAACAUCCGCUUCCUCCAUCCCAGCAGGGUUGCUCAGGAGGCAGAGGCUGCCCUGGUUCUGGGGAUCAGCCUACCACAAGGCCCCUGACUGCCACCCAGGCUGACACACUAAGACAGGUCCAGGAAAUUCUGGGAGGGUUGGUGUCUGGGGCCAGGUGCAAAUUGGACCCAGCCAGAGUGACAGAAAAGCUCCUGGGUCCCAACGGACCCCUACAUGACAUUCGUAGCCUGCAGACACAGCUCCACAGCUUGGAGGGGGUCCUGGAGACCAGUCAGAACACCAUUAAGGUUCUGCUUGAUGUCAUUCAAGACCUUGAGAAGAAGGAAGCUGAGAGAGAUGGAAGACAUUCUUACAGGACCGGACAGGACAUCGAGAACUGUGGGACCUGCAGGGACUGCGCCUGCAUCAUCUACAGUGUAGAGCAUGACUUUCGUCUGCAAGAAGGCCAGGUGGUUCGCACAUGGAAGGUGGGCGACCCCCCCGAGGGCUCGCCGCAGCCGGCCGCCCCCCCGCCCCCCACGGUCCAGCAGCAGGACUCCCCUCAGCCGGUGAGACCCCCCGCCGCCUCCAAGAAGACCCGGAAGAAGUGCUUCUGGUUCCUCUGAGCUCCAGCGGGCGGAUCCAGAGACGUUUCCACACUGUAAUGCACUGCAUACACGUCUUUAUAAAAACCUGCGAAAGUAGGUUUGGUUAAAAAAAAAAAACAACAAGAAAAACAAAUGUGGAGUGAAGUGGAGAAUUAAAAUGCAAACCUACUGUAAAGCUGUGGGAGGAGGAAGAGCUACAAAGGGUGAGAUGUUAUCUGUUGUUGAUGAGAGUGGUUUGACUGGGGCGCACAUGUUGUUACCGCUCUUAAAAUGCCUCUUCAGCAAUUGCAGGUUGGAUCCUGGCGCAGGGAAGCAAAAGUGCUGAAGUCAAAUAAAAGCAAAAGUUCAGUCCACAAUAUGACUCACACUUAGGAAGCAAUUAGGAGACAUAAAGAGAAUAUAUAUAGCGAGUGAACGGGGGCAAGGGGCAAUACGGCAGCGAGGGAGGAGAGAUUUAUUGUGUCAAAUAUGAAUAUGAGAAAUGAGUUCAUGGGCGAAAUGCAAAAGAAAGAUUCAUCUUCAUUAAUGGACUAAUGAGGGUCAGAACACCAGCUUUUAUAUUCAGAGACGUUUAAAAAUAAUUGUUAUGACCUGUAUUUAAAACUUUUACUAUAUUGUAAUUGAUGACAAAACCACUGCACAUACGCACACACACACACACACACACACACACACACACACACACACACACACACCUACUGUACGCAUUAGCAAAUGAACUGACAUAUUUACAUGAGAAGCGUAUAAAGGCUGAGGGAAGCGUUGGUGCGCGGGCUCAGCUCCGCUGCUCACAUGCUGUAUUUCAGACAUGGAUUGCUGCUCUAUAAAAGUAUUUUACCACA
This is a messenger RNA of Betta splendens (Siamese fighting fish), 5992 nucleotides long. RefSeq names its product mucin-2. The transcript has 4 exons. Lineage: Eukaryota; Metazoa; Chordata; Actinopteri; Anabantiformes; Osphronemidae. Gene Ontology annotation, biological process: inhibitory postsynaptic potential. The record is from RefSeq and is a predicted model, not a curated record. Gene Ontology annotation, cellular component: postsynaptic density. Bases 1968 to 5168 code for a protein of 1066 amino acids.